AUGACUAGAACCCAUACCUGUACUGGUUUUGGAAGAAAAUAUGUAGACAUUGAUAUUUCUAAAACAGACGUUAGUAGAAGCUAUAAGGAUCAUUGUCGUAAUACCAUUAAAGUAGCAAGGGUUUAUGGUAAACCUGAACAAGGAUACAAGAGAUACACUCAUUCCUUCCCUGAUAGAUAUUAUAUUAGUGGCAUAUAUUACAAUAGAGUACACCAGAGUAGUAUAAAAGUAACUGAUGCAGGUCUCUAUGAAAAAAGGGUAACCGUAUACUAUCUAGACUAUGAUGAUACUAAUGCAGUUCCCCUAAUUGUGGGACUUGAAUGGACUUAUAGUGACAAGUAUGACUACUCUAGAAGAACUGAUCCUCUUGUGGCUACCAGUAAAUGGAAAGGAGAAGGAGUAGAUGUUAGCCAAGAGGGUCAACUUGCCCCAAAACUUAUAGAAAUAAGUGCCAAGUUAAGUGACCUUGUUGUACUUAGACUAAAUGCAGCGGGAGGGAUCUACUACGCCAACGGAGAAAAUAAUGCUCCACCAACAAAUCAAAAUACUCAAAUUAAAGUCACUGGGCCUUCUCCAAUCCAUAAAAUCUAUGAAAAGUACACUCACACUCCUGGCGGAGGAAUAAAUUCUCUGAGAGUCCUCUCGACUAAAGGCACUAAUAACAAAAAGAUGCCUUUUGAUCCUCCUGUUUAUGAAAAGAAGUAUAGUGAGGUUUGUGUCUAUUACUGGACUUUGGAUAAGACAUUUAAUAAUCCCCUACUUGUUAAACUAGGUAAUGAAGAUAACUAUUAUAAGUAUGCUGGGAGUGGAAAUAAUUGGAGUAAACUGGAUAAUAUAACCAAUGACAACCUCAAACAAAACCUUGACAGACAGAACUGCAGUAGAAACAGGGCUCAUCAAAUUGACAUUUCAAAGAAUACUCGAGGAUCCUACACCUGUCCCGGCUGUACUUCCAAGCAUAUUGGAGUUUCCACCCAUGGUAGAGACUAUUCCUAUUACUUCCAUAAUAUUUCUGGUGGUGGCUCUAUUUGCGGAUUCAAGGAUAAAGAUAAGGAUCAAAUUGGAAUAACAUUUACCAGUAUAAUAUCGAAUGUGUAUGUUUAUCACUAUCCAAAAGGAUCUGAUGGAAUCCCACUCUUGAUUUAUCUUCCACUAUCAUCCAGUAGCUGGUACCAAAGAGAAUAUAUUGAUUCUCAUACCUGGACUAAAGUCGGAGGUAAUCAACUAACAUCUCCAUUUAGUGGUGGCACAGCAGCUAUACUAAACCUCCUAGAGGCUAAACUACCAACUGUUACUAUAAAUAUUGGACAAACAAAUGUCAAUAACGGUGGAAAUACUAAUACCUUUACAUAUAAAGAUACUUCCGGAUGGAGUACCGAAACAAUUCAGAUCACAAAGCAAGAGAUAAAUAGUGAAUAUACUAGUUUCUCUCAGUGCGUCCUGAAUAAAAAAUAUUUUGCGGUUAAGAAUAUCAAAUACAAUACCACCUUUCUACAAGGUAUACCACAAAAUCUGGUUGUUAAAACUGUAACCGCAUACUACUAUAAGGGUAGAUCUAACUUCACGCUUGAUAAGCUUCUGUUAGUUGAACUUGAGAAAAGAGGUACUGAUCAGAAAAGGUAUGCAUAUUAUAGCAGAGGGAGCGGAGGAUCUACUUGGACUAUUGUUUAUGAGAAUACUGAACUAAAGGACAUCGAACUUACCAAUAAACUUAAGGAGUUAAAGAAGAAACUUGAGGAUAAAGCAAAGCAAACAACAGAAGUUGAAGGUGCAUCCGGUAAAAAUGGUGAAAGGGGUGGUGAUGGAGUUACUGAUCCUAAUUCACCGAGCUUUGUUCAGCAAAUACUUGAUUUCAUUAGAUCUAAACCUGCUGAAAUAGGUGGAGGAGUUAGUGGAGUACUAGGAGUUACCGGAGGUCUCGUCGGUGUCGCUGUAUGGAAAGGACCUGCUCUACUCGCAAAACUAAUCACUCGUUUGUAA
Messenger RNA from Theileria equi strain WA, 1980 nucleotides. RefSeq lists its product as hypothetical. The record is from RefSeq and is a predicted model, not a curated record. The transcript has a single exon. NCBI's taxonomy places the organism in Eukaryota, Apicomplexa, Aconoidasida, Piroplasmida, Theileriidae. Bases 1 to 1980 code for a protein of 659 amino acids.